AUGUCAGAACGAAAAGUGCUUCAGAAAUACUACCCCCCGGACUUCGACUACCGCGAGAUCGGGCGUCGCAAAGGACCGAAGCAGACGGGCCCAAAGGUGCAGACGGUACGGCUGAUGGCACCCUUCUCGAUGCGAUGCACGUCGUGCGGCGAGUUCAUCUACAAGGGCCGCAAGUUCAACUCGCGCAAGGAGAUACCGCAGGACGAGAAGUACCUCAACAUUCAGAUCUUCUUCUUCCACAUCAAGUGCACCCGGUGCUCGGGGGAGAUCACCUUCCGCACAGACCCCAAGAACAACGACUAUGCCAUGGUCCGGGGCGCCGUGCGUAACAUGGAACCCUGGCGCAACCGCGGCGCGGAGGAGGAGUCCAUCAACGACCGGCUUGACCGCAUCGAGCGCGAGGAGGCAGAGGCCCCCGCCGAGGAGGAGAGGAACGCCAUGGCUGAGCUCGAGGCCAAGAACGACGAGACCCGCAGGGAGAUGGCCGCCGCAGACGCCCUCGACGAGAUCCGUAAGCGCAACGCCAGGAUCAACCGCUCCGAGAAGGAGGACAUCGACUUCGCCGACACCGUGGUACGCUCCGAGGACGAGGAACGCCAGAGGCAGGAUGAGGAGGAUGAGGCGGCCGCCAGGAGGGCAUUUGCCGCCGCUAGGGCGCGAACCGACGUCGCUGAUGCAACUAGCAGCGGUGGGCGGGUUGUGGUAUCACCGGUAGCAGCAGCAGUGCCGUCAGAAUUGGACUCGAUGCUUGAUGCAGACGAGGCACUCAUGCCCCCUCCGCCUGUGCCAGCGCCGGUCACCAAGGCAGCGGACCCGCUGAAUUUGCCUGGUGCUAGCGCUCCGAGUUUCAAGAGGGUCGUCAAGAAGAAGAAGGAUCGAUCGGCACUGUUGGGGAUCAAGAAGGCGUCUUCUUUGGUGUAG
Messenger RNA from Geosmithia morbida, 921 nucleotides. Its product is annotated as protein of unknown function DUF572. Gene Ontology annotation, biological process: mRNA splicing, via spliceosome. NCBI's taxonomy places the organism in Eukaryota, Fungi, Ascomycota, Sordariomycetes, Hypocreales, Bionectriaceae. The coding region runs from base 1 to 921 and encodes 306 amino acids. The record is from RefSeq and is a predicted model, not a curated record. The transcript is spliced from 2 exons. Gene Ontology annotation, cellular component: U2-type catalytic step 1 spliceosome.